CACCAUCAUCAGUUCAGCAUUCAGCAGCACAAGUUAAAGCAAGUUUUAAUAUUUCAUCAACACAAAAUCAAAUCUUUUGUUUAGUUUUUGAAGAUUCCAUUCUUCUUUUUGGGUUUCUUACUUUGUCUAUAUAAACAGGAUUUCUUUCCUUCUUGUCUCGCCACAAAUCUUUAUUCCAUUUCCUUCUGUUUAACUUCUCUGUAGCUGAGACUUUCGUUUUUUUAUUUUAUUUUUUGCUUUAACAACAAUGGCUCCAAGUUUGAGCAAAGGAGACUCUUUUGAUGAUACUCUUGUUAAUGGCUAUAACCAGUCAAUGGUCAGCCUGGAGGGAUCGAAACUAAUGGCGAAUGGCCAUGUGUUUCUCAGUGAUAUUCCUGAUAACAUCACUGUUACUCCUUCUCCGUACACCGCCGACAAGACGGUGUCCUCCGUUGGAUCCUUCGUCGGAUUCAACAGUGCUGAACCCAGUAGUCGCCACGUGGUUCCUCUAGGGAAGCUCAAAAGCUUACGGUUUAUGAGCAUUUUCAGGUUCAAGGUUUGGUGGACGACUCACUGGGUCGGCUCCAACGGGGGAGACCUCGAGCACGAGACCCAGAUGGUGGUUCUCGACAAAUCCGACUCGGGUCGGCCGUAUAUUCUCCUUCUCCCUCUCGUUGAAGGGCAGUUCCGAGCUUCUCUCCAGCCCGGAAUCGACGACAACGUCGACAUUUGCGUCGAAAGCGGGUCGACGAAAGUCUCCGCCGCCGCCUUCCGAAGUGUACUUUAUGUGCAUACCGGUGAGGACCCCUUCAGCUUGGUGAAAGAAGCAAUGAAAGUCAUUAGACUUCAUUUGGGAACUUUCAAGCUUUUGGAGGAAAAAACACCUCCACCAAUCGUGGACAAAUUUGGUUGGUGCACGUGGGACGCAUUUUACCUUACGGUGAACCCGCAGGGGGUCAUGGAAGGCGUCAAAGGUUUCGUCGACGGUGGGUGCCCACCCGGAUUCGUAUUGAUCGACGACGGAUGGCAGUCCAUCAGCCACGAUGAGGACCCCAUCACCAAAGAAGGCAUGAACCACACCGUCGCCGGGGAACAAAUGCCUUGCAGGCUUCUAAAAUUCGAAGAAAAUUAUAAAUUCAGAGACUAUAAAGGCCCAAAUAACUCGGCCAACAGCUGCAAAGGCAUGGGCGCAUUCAUCAAAGAUCUCAAGGAGGAGUUCAAAAGCGUGGAUCAAGUUUACGUUUGGCAUGCACUGUGUGGAUACUGGGGCGGCUUGAGGCCUAAGGUGCCAGGAUUGCCGGAAGCUAGCAUUGUGAAGCCGAAACUUUCUCCGGGAUUGAAGAUCACGAUGGAGGAUCUGGCUGUUGAUAAGAUCGUCAACACCGGAAUAGGGCUGGUUCCACCGGAGAUCGUUGAUCAAAUGUAUGAAGGGCUCCACUCACAGUUGGAGAAAGUUGGAAUUGAUGGGGUCAAAGUUGACGUUAUCCAUCUCUUGGAAAUGUUGUGCGAGAAUUAUGGAGGCAGAGUGGAUCUUGCAAAAGCUUAUUUCAAGGCGUUAACUGAGUCAGUAAGGAAGCAUUUCAAGGGCAAUGGAGUAAUUGCAAGUAUGGAGCACUGUAACGAUUUCAUGUUUCUUGGGACAGAAGCCAUUGCUCUUGGUCGUGUUGGUGAUGACUUUUGGUGCACUGAUCCAUCUGGCGAUCCAAACGGUACGUUUUGGCUGCAAGGGUGUCACAUGGUGCACUGUGCCUACAACAGCUUGUGGAUGGGCAAUUUCAUUCAACCGGAUUGGGAUAUGUUCCAAUCUACUCACCCUUGCGCCGAGUUUCAUGCGGCUUCCAGGGCCAUUUCCGGCGGUCCAAUUUAUGUCAGUGACACUGUUGGCAAGCACAACUUCCCCCUGCUCAAACGCUUAGCCAUGCCCGAUGGAUCCAUUCUCCGGUGUGAAUCCUACGCUCUUCCCACCAAAGACUGCCUCUUUGAAGACCCUCUUCAUGAUGGCAAAACCAUGCUCAAGAUUUGGAACCUCAACAAGUUUACUGGAGUUAUCGGAGCAUUCAACUGCCAAGGAGGAGGAUGGUGCCGUGAGACUCGACGGAACCAAUGCUUUUCUCAGUAUUCUCACAAGGUGACAGCCACGACCAACGCUAAGGACAUUGAAUGGAACACUGGGAAGAACCCCAUUUCCGUUGAAGGAGUUGAAGUUUUCGCCAUGUACUUGUCGGAGUCCAAGAAACUCCUUCUCUCAAAACCAACUGAUGACAUUGAAAUUUCCUUGGAGCCCUUCACAUUCGAACUCAUAACUGUUUCUCCAGUCACCGUUUUGCCUGGAAAGUCUGUGCAGUUUGCUCCUAUUGGCCUGGUGAAUAUGCUCAACACUGGCGGUGCUAUCCAGUCCUUCUCUUACGGCUGGAACUCUGUGAAGAUUGGAGUUAAGGGAAGUGGAGAAAUGAGAGUGUUUUCUUCGGAGAAACCGAAAGCUUGCAAGGUUCAUGGAGAAGAUGCUAUGUAUGAAUAUGAAGGGAAAAUCGUCGUUCUGCAAGUGCCAUGGUCAAGUCCUUCUGGUUUAUCUGUAAUUGAGUACUUAUUUUAAGAGUAAAGAUCUAUAUAUAUAACAUGUAAAAUUUAAUUUCUUCAAACUUACCAGUAACUGUAAGUAAGUAAUUGCUAAGUGUUUGAUUUCUCCGAGUAAUAAAGUACAGUUACUACUAA
Molecule: messenger RNA, 2691 nt
Organism: Mangifera indica (mango)
Lineage: Eukaryota; Viridiplantae; Streptophyta; Magnoliopsida; Sapindales; Anacardiaceae
Product: probable galactinol--sucrose galactosyltransferase 5
Exons: 4
Coding region: 248-2572 (774 amino acids)
Molecular function (GO): galactinol-sucrose galactosyltransferase activity
Source: RefSeq, a predicted model, not a curated record